AUGAAUAUUGCAUCCCCGAAGGGUAGCGGACCGAUCGACACGCAGGUCUGGGUCUCAGAGGUAGCUAGUGUAGUGCUGACUAACUGACUGACUGGUCAGUUAGUCAAGCAUCACUAAGGAAGGUCAGACUAGGCUGAGAGCAGUCGGUGUUGUGUGUGUGUGUGUGUGUGUGUGUGUGUGUGUGUGUGUGUGUGUGUGUGUGGUAAACCCACUGCUGAGAUAGACAGAGUAGAUGAACGAUGUGUGACCAGACAGAGGCAUGCAGCGUCCCUGUCACGCUCUUCAACUCUCUCCACAUCUCCUUUUUACUAAAUAAAGUAAAAGUUCACAAAACUAUGUGGAGAUAUGGGAUCAGAGCAUGAUAAUGUUCUAUGUUAUUGAGGAGGAGUGUUGGAUUUUUCACAUUGAGAGAGGAACUGUUGUCAUUCACAAUGGAUGUAAAAAAGAACAGACUUGGUUGACUUUCUGUGUAAUGAAAAGAAAAUAACAGAAAACGGCAUCAGUGUCCCACACGAUUGAUGACUGCUCACCUCCAACGCUUGGAAGAGCACUUUGGGACCUACUUCCCAAUCCAUUUGACUGUGAUCCUGUCUCAGUUGACAUGCCAGUAAGUGAAAUCGAACAUCUGAUCGAACUGUCAUGUGAGUGAAUACAUUCACGGGUCAAUACAGAGGAGUUUUGUUUCCUGACCCAAAGGGAAUACCAUGCUGUCUCCCUCUGAGCAUUUAUUCCGCAUUCAAAACAACUGGGAACUCAGAACUGGGAACACGAAAAUCUACUAAUUCCAAAUUCAGUGCAUUCAAGACAACUGGGACCUCUGAAAGAAACAAGCUUUGACUGGUAAAAAAAAGUUUUCAACGGUCAUCCAACUCCGGUCUCUUUCUAGAGCUCCGACUUUCCAACCUAAAGAUCACUGACGUCAUUAUUUUACCUCCCAGUUUUCUUGAAAGCACCAUAAAACUCAUGGUAGCCACCCUUCGCCAGCUCAUAUCUGUGUGAAGCUGGAUUCAGUGCUCUGGUCUGCAUUAAAACCAAAUACAGUAACAAUCCAGGUUGGACGUGACAGCAGAGAUGAGGUGUAAACUGUCGACCACACCCAUCUCAUUAGUGGUGGUGAGAUAAGAGAGAUUAUGCUAGAUAAAUUUGCAAUUGACUGUCAUAGCCCCACAUUAAAAGUAUGUGACAGUGAGUAAGAGAAGACAGUCAGAAAUACAGAAUGUUUUUCAAUUGACUGCCAUAUCCCCAAAUAAAAAAGUAAACAUUGGCUGUUAAGUUUAAAAGAAAAUUCACAUGGUUGGGGGUCGCAAUCAUUUUCAGAUAUCAAAAUGGGGUCAUGGCCAAAAAAGUUUGGGAACCCCUGGUAUACAGUAACAAAUAAAUAAAAAUGACAUACAUAUAUAUAUAUAUAUAUAUAUAUAUAUAUAUAUAUAUAUAUAUAUAUAUAUAUAUAUAUUAUAUAAAUAAUCAUAUUCUAAUGUUACUUAAGACCUUCAUAUACACAACCAAAUGAUUAUUAUUUUGUGAUAGCAUAUGGAAUCUAUUAAUUACAAUGUUAGAAUGUUGCAGUCAGAAUGACUGCUCAUUAGCUUGAAGGAGGGUCCCUCUAGGACCAAGGAUUCUAGUGUUAAAGAGGACAUCUUCCUGACAAGAACCAGUUUGGGGUCAAAACAUUGUCCUAUUAGACACAGACUUUACUAUAGUUGACUACUUACUUUACUGUAGUUGAGUGUACUUACUUUACUGUAGUUUAGUGUACUUACUUUACUGUAGUUGAGUCUACUUACUUUACUGUAGUUGACUACUUAUUGUAGUUGAUUACUUACUUUACUGUAGUUGAGUCUACUUACUUUACUGUAGUUGACUACUUAUUGUAGUUGACUACUUACUUUACUGUAGUUGAGUGUACUUACUUUACUGUAGUUGAGUCUACUUACUUUACUGUAGUUGAGUCUACUUACUUUACUGUAGUUGACUACUUAUUGUAGUUGACUACUUACUUUACUGUAGUUGAGUCUACUUACUUUACUGUAGUUGACUACUUAUUGUAGUUGACUACUUACUUUACUGUAGUUGAGUCUACUUACUUUACUGUAGUUGAGCCUACUUACUUUACUGUAGUUGAGUCUACUUACUUUACUGUAGUUGAGGCUACUUACUUUACUGUAGUUGAGGCUACUUACUUUACUGUAGUUGAGGCUACUUACUUUACUGUAGUUGAGGCUACUUACUUUACUGUAGUUGAGUCUACUUACUUUACUGUAGUUGAGUCUACUUACUUUACUGUAGUUGUCUACUUACUUAACUGUAGUUGACUACUUACUUUACUGUAGUUGACUACUUAUUGUAGUUGACUACUUACUUUACUGUAGUUGAGUCUACUUACUUUACUGUAGUUGAGUCUACUUACUUUACUGUAGUUGACUACUUAUUGUAGUCGACUACUUACUUUACUGUAGUUGAGUCUACUUACUUUACUGUAGUUGAGUCUACUUACUUUACUGUAGUUGAGUCUACUUACUUUACUGCAGUUGAGUAUACUUACUUUACUGCAGUUGAGUAUACUUACUUUACUUUCCUCUGUGGUCCUCUGUAGCUCAGCUGGUAGAGCACGGCGCUUGUAACGCCAAGGUAGUGGGUUUGAUCCCCGGGACCACCCAUACACAAAAAAAAUGUAUGCACGCAUGACUGUAAGUCGCUUUGGAUAAAAGCGUCUGCUAAAAGGCAUAUUAUUAUUAUUAUUUAUUAUUAUUUCCAUAGGCCUAAUACUCCUCCUGUAGCGUAGGGACAACAGGGGUGUUUAUUCCUCCUGUAGCAUAGGGACAACAGGGGUGUUUACUCCUCCUGUAGCAUAGGGACAACAGGGGUGUUUAUUCCUCCUGUAGCAUAGGGACAACAGGGGUGUUUAUUCCUCCUGUAGCAUAGGGACAACAGGGGUGUUUUAUUCCUCCUGUAGCAUAGGGACAACAGGGGUGUUUAUUCCUCCUGUAGCGUAGGGACAACAGGGGUGUUUAUUCCUCCUGUAGCGUAGGGACAACAGGGGUGUUUAUUCCUCCUGUAGCAUAGGGACAACAGGGGUGUUUACUCCUCCUGUAGCGUAGGGACAACAGGGGUGUUUUCACUAGGAAGCAAACGGCCCAAACAGGGAGGGACACACCUGAACUUGGAGAGGAAGGAGAGGGAUGGAGAGAUAGAGAGAUUGGGACGGGGAGGAGAGGAGAGGAGAGGAAGGAGAGGGAUGGAGAGAUAGAGAGAUUGGGACGUGGAGAGAGAGAGGAGAGGAGAGGAGAGGAGAGGAGGAAGGAGAGGGAUGGAGAGAUAGAGAGAUUGGGACGGGGAGAGAGAGAGGAGAGGAGAGGAAGGAUUUAAUUAUGAAGUAAUUUGGUGCCUAGCCUGUACACGCUGCCAGCUUGAGUCAUACUCUACUCUCCCACUGGAGAUCGGGGUUCAAUCCCAGUCUCCACCCUUCCUAAUGUACUCCUUGUGUAUGAAUUAACUAGUGUGUGUAUUAUUAAGCUGUAUUCAGUAAUUCCUCUUGUCUUAUGUUGACGUCUAGAUUCUGAAGGAGUUAGCGGACGAGGACUGGGACAUGGGUAACAUUGUGUACACUCUGACGAACAGACGAUAUGGAGAGAACUGCAUUGCCUACGCAGAGAGCCACGACCAGGUAACACAACCAUCACAACUCUUUAUUCAUUCAUUUAACAGGGUUAUAGAUCUAUCUCUGUCGGCAGAGUGUGCGGCUGCUCCAUGGCUGAGCAGCCACACACAAGCCUAAGAUCACCAUGCGCAAUGCCAACCGUCGGCUGGAGUGGUGUAAAGUUCGCCGCCAUUAGACUCUGGAGCAGUGUGGAAACGCUUUCUCUGGAGUGAUGAAUCCCGCUUCACCAUCUGGCAGUCUGAUGGACGAAUCUGGGAUUGGCGAAUAUGCCAGGAGAACGCUACAUGCCCCAAUGCAUAGUGCCAACUGUAAAGUUUGGUGGAGGAAUAAUGGUCUGGGCCUGUUUUUCAUGGUUCAGUCUAGGCCCCUUAGUUCAAGUGAAGGGAAAUCUUAACGCUACAGCAUACAGUGACAUUCUAGAUGAUUAUGUGCUUCCAACUUUGUGGCAAAUUUGGGGAAGGCCCUUUCCUGUUUCAGCAUGACAAUACCCCCGUGCAAAAAGCAAGGUCCAUAAAGAAAUGGUUUGUCAAGAUCGGUGUGGAAGAACUUGACUGGCCUGCACAGAGCCCUGACCUCAACCCCAUCGAACACCUUUGGGAUGAAUUGGAACGCCAACUGCGAGCCAGGCCUAAUCGCCCAACAUCAGUGCCCGACUUCACUAAUGCUCUUGUGGCUGAAUGGAAGCAAGUCCCCGCUGCAAUGUUCCAACAUCUAGUGGAAAGCCUUCCCAGAAGAGUGGAGGCUGUUAUAGCAGAAAAGGGGGGACCAACUCCAUAUUAAUGCCCAUGAUUUUGGAAUGAGAUGUACAUGUCUCUCACUCUCUCUACAUCUCGCUCAAUUCCAUUCAAAGGGCUUUAUUGGCAUGGGAAAAGCAAGUGAAAUAGAUAAUAGACAAUAUAAACUUAACAGUAAACAUUACACUCAGAAGUUCCAAAGGAAUGGAGACAUUUCAAAUGUCAUAUUAUGGUUAUAUACAGUGUUGUAACAAUGUGCAAAUAGUUAAAGUACAAAAGGGAAAUAAAUAAAUAUAAAUAUGGGUUGUCUUGCUAUAUUGUCUUGCUGCUGUGAUAUUUCACCCAAAUAGAUACGGGAGUUUAUCAAACUUUGAUUUGUUUUGAAUUCUUUGUGGGUCUGUGUAAUCUGAGGGAAAUACAGUGGGGAAAAAAAGUAUUUAGUCAGCCACCAAUUGUGCAAGUUCUCCCACUUAAAAAGAUGAGAGAGGCCUGUAAUUUUCAUCAUAGGUACACGUCAACUAUGACAGACAAAAUGAGGGGAAAAAAUCCAGAAAAUCACAUUGUAGGAUUUUUAAUGAAUUUAUUUGCAAAUUAUGGUGGAAAAUAAGUAUUUGGUCAAUAACAAAAGUUUUUCAAUACUUUGUUAUAUACCCUUUGUUGGCAAUGACACAGGUCAAACGUUUUCUGUAAGUCUUCACAAGGUUUUCACACACUGUUGCUGGUAUUUUGGCCCAUUCCUCCAUGCAGAUCUCCUCUAGAGCAGUGAUGUUUUGGGGCUGUCGCUGGGCAACACGGUCUUUCAACUCCCUCCAAAGAUUCUCUAUGGGGUUGAGAUCUGGAGACUGGCUAGGCCACUCCAGGACCUUGAAAUGCUUCUUACGAAGCCACUCCUUCGUUGCCCGGGCGGUGUGUUUGGGAUCAUUGUCAUGCUGAAAGACCCAGCCACGUUUCAUCUUCAAUGCCCUUGCUGAUGGAAGGAGGUUUUCACUCAAAAUCUCACGAUACAUGGCCCCAUUCAUUCUUUCCUUUACACGGAUCAGUCGUCCUGGUCCCUUUGCAGAAAAACAGCCCCAAAGCAUGAUGUUUCCACCCUCAUGCUUCACAGUAGGUAUGGUGUUCUUUGGAUGCAACUCAGCAUUCUUUGUCCUCCAAACACGACGAGUUGAGUUUUUACCAAAAAGUUCUAUUUUGGUUUCAUCUGACCAUAUGACAUUCUCCCAAUCCUCUUCUGGAUGCACUCUAGCAAACUUCAGACGGGCCUGGACAUGUACUGGCUUAAGCAGGGGGACACGUCUUGCACUGCAGGAUUUGAGUCCCUGGCGGCGUAGUGUGUUACUGAUAGUAGGCUUUGUUACUUUGGUCCCAGCUCUCUGCAGGUCCUUCACUAGGUCCCCCCGUGUGGUUCUGGGAAUUUUGCUCACCGUUCUUGUGAUCAUUUUGACCCCACAGGGUGAGAUCUUGCGUGGAGCCCCAGAUCGAGGGAGAUUAUCAGUGGUCUUGUAUGUCUUCCAUUUCCUAAUAAUUGCUCCCACAGUUGAUUUCUUCAAACCAAGCUGCCUACCUAUUGCAGAUUCAGUCUUCCCAGCCUGGUGCAGGUCUACAAUUUUGUUUCUGGUGUCCUUUGACAGCUCUUUGGUCUUGGCCAUAGUGGUUUUUGGAGUGUGACUGUUUGAGGUUGUGGACAGGUGUCAUGUAUACUGAUAACAAGUUCAAACAGGUGCCAUUAAUACAGGUAACGAGUGGAGGACAGAGGAGCCUCUUAAAGAAGAAGUUACAGGUCUGUGAGAGCCAGAAAUCUUGCUUGUUUGUAGGUGACCAAAUACUUAUUUUCCACCAUAAUUUGCAAAUAAAUUCAUAAAAAAUCCUACAAUGUGAUUUUCUGGAAUUUCUUUUCUCAAUUUGUCUGUCAUAGUUGACGUGUACCUAUGAUGAAAAUUACAGGCCUCUCUCAUCUUUUUAAGUGGGAGAACUUGCACAAUUGGUGGCUGACUAAAUACUUUUUUUCCCCACUGUAUGUGUCUCUAAUAUGGUCAUACAUUUGGCAGGAGGUUAGGAAGUGCAGCUCAGUUUCCACCUCAUUUUGUGGGCAGUGUGCACAUAGCCUGUCUUCUCUUGAGAGCCAGGUCUUUCUUGUUAGACCUUUCUCAAUAGCAAGGCUAUGCUCACUGAGUCUGUACGUAGUUAAAGGUUUCCUUAAUUUUGGGUCAGUCACAGUGGUCAGGUAUUCUGACACUGUGUACUCUCUGUUUAGGGCCAAAAAGCAUUCUAGUUUGCUCUGUUUUUUUGUUAAUUCUUUCCGUGUCAAGUAAUUAUCUUUAUUUAUUUUUCUACAUCUCUCUCUCUCUACAUCUACAUCUCUCUCGCUCUCACUACAUCUCUCUCGCUCUCUCUACAUAUCUCUCUCUACAUCUCUCUCUACAUCUCUCUCUCUCUCUUUACACCUCUCUCUCUACCCCUCUCUCUCUCUUUCUACAUCUCUCUCUACGUCUCUCUCUCUACGUCUCUACAACUCUCUCUUUAUCUCUCUCUUCACAUCUCUCUCUACAUCUCCUCGCUCUCUCUACAUCUCUCACUCUCUCUAUAUCUCUCUCUCGCUCUCUCUACAUCUCUCUCUCUCUCUACAUCUAUCUCUCUCUAUAUAUGUAUAUAUAUAUAUCACUCUCGCUAGUCUCUGGUAGGUGAUAAGUCCUUGGCAUUCUGGCUGAUGGAUAAAGAGAUGUACACCAACAUGAGUUCUCUGAUCCCCAUGACGCCCGUCAUCGACCGAGGCAUCCAGCUCCAUAAGAUGAUCCGCCUCCUCACACACGCUCUGGGGGGAGAGGGCUACCUCAACUUCAUGGGUGAGUUGGGGGGAGAGGGGUACCUCAACUUCAUGGGUGAGUUGGGGGGAGAGGGGUACCUCAACUUCAUGAGUGAGUUGGGGGGAGAGGGGUACCUCAACUUCACGGGUGAGUUGGGGGAGAGGGGUACCUCAACUUCAUGGGUGAGUUGGGGGGAGAGGGGUACCUCAACUUCAUGAGUGAGUUGGGGGGAGAGGGGUACCUCAACUUCAUGAGUGAGUUGGGGGGAGAGGGGUACCUCAACUUCACGGGUGAGUUGGGGGGAGAGGGCUACCUAAACUUCAUGGGUGAGUUGGGGGAGAGGGGGGUACCUCAACUUCAUGGGUGAGUCGGGGGAGAGGGCUACCUAAACUUCAUGGGUGAGUCGGGGGAGAGGGCUACCUAAACUUCAUGGGUGAGUUGGGGGAGAGGGGGGUACCUCAACUUCAUGGGUGAGUUGGGGGAGAGGGGGGUACCUCAACUUCAUGGGUGAGUUGGGGGAGAGGGGGGUACCUCAACUUCAUGGGUGAGUCGGGGGAGAGGGCUACCUCAACUUCAUGGGUGAGUCGGGUGGAGAGGGCUACCUCAUCUUCAUGGGUGAGUCGGGGGGAGAGGGGUACAUCAACUUCAUGGGUGAGUCGGGGGGAGAGGGCUACCUCAACUUCAUGGGUGAGUUGGGGGGAAAGGGUGUGGCUGUGUUGGUGGGAGAGGGGUACCCCAACUUCAUGGGUGAGUAG
Molecule: messenger RNA, 7948 nt
Organism: Coregonus sp. 'balchen'
Lineage: Eukaryota; Metazoa; Chordata; Actinopteri; Salmoniformes; Salmonidae
Source: the annotation of a GenBank genome assembly